Pollicipes pollicipes is the source of this 744-nucleotide messenger RNA. Its product is annotated as paired box protein Pax-2a. The record is from RefSeq and is a predicted model, not a curated record. The transcript has 7 exons. Gene Ontology annotation, biological process: anatomical structure development; regulation of transcription by RNA polymerase II. NCBI's taxonomy places the organism in Eukaryota, Metazoa, Arthropoda, Thecostraca, Pollicipedomorpha, Pollicipedidae. The annotation marks the transcript as partial. Gene Ontology annotation, molecular function: DNA-binding transcription factor activity, RNA polymerase II-specific; RNA polymerase II cis-regulatory region sequence-specific DNA binding.
AUGGACGGUAGAUGCCCCCCUCAGAGGGGUGGCAAGAGCACCAAUCACGCACUCACCGAGGACGGUCACGGCGGGGUGAACCAGCUGGGGGGCGUGUUCGUCAACGGCCGGCCGCUGCCGGACAUGGUGCGCCACAAGAUCGUCGAACUGGCACACAACGGCGUGCGGCCGUGCGACAUCUCGCGCCAGCUGCGGGUCAGCCACGGCUGCGUCAGCAAGAUCCUCUCCAGGUACUUCGAGACGGGCAGCUUCAAGGCGGGGGUCAUCGGCGGCAGCAAGCCCAAGGUGGCCACGCCGCACGUGGUGGACGCCAUCGCCAAGUACAAGCGGCUCAACCCGACCAUCUUCGCCUGGGAGAUCCGCGACCGGCUGCUGGCCGAGAACGUUUGCAACCAGGAGAACGUGCCGUCGGUCUCCAGCAUUAACAGGAUCGUGCGCAACAAGGCGGCGGACAAGGUACGCGGCUGCCACGGCCCGAUGGGCGACGGGGGCGGCUCGCCGGCCGGCCAGGCCACCCCGGUCAUCACGCACGCGCCGCCGGCCGACGCCCGCGACCCGCGGCCCAGCUACAGCAUCAGCGGCAUCCUCGGUCUGGCAGGACACGACCCCAACGGCAACAGCAUCGGCAAGCGGAAGCGGGACGACGACGAAGAGCAGAGGCGAAUGCUCGAUGACUACUAUCAAUCGCGCCAGGACGUUCGUGACCUGGCGUCGCCGGCCGAGGAGGAGAUGCGCCGCCAGCGG